Cannabis sativa is the source of this 669-nucleotide messenger RNA. RefSeq names its product small ribosomal subunit protein eS17. Gene Ontology annotation, molecular function: structural constituent of ribosome. Gene Ontology annotation, biological process: translation. NCBI's taxonomy places the organism in Eukaryota, Viridiplantae, Streptophyta, Magnoliopsida, Rosales, Cannabaceae. The transcript has a single exon. Gene Ontology annotation, cellular component: ribosome. The record is from RefSeq and is a predicted model, not a curated record. The coding region runs from base 1 to 432 and encodes 143 amino acids.
AUGGGUCGUGUUCGUACUAAGACUGUGAAGAAGUCCUCUCGCCAGGUGAUCGAGAGAUACUACUCUCGCAUGACCUUGGAUUUUCACACAAAUAAAAAGAUCUUGGAAGAGGUUGCCCUUAUCCCCACAAAGAGGCUGAGGAAUAAGAUUGCCGGGUUCUCCACUCACUUAAUGAAGAGGAUCCAGAAGGGUCCAGUCAGGGGCAUCUCACUGAAGCUUCAAGAAGAGGAGCGUGAGAGGCGUAUGGACUUUGUCCCCGACGAGUCAGCUAUCAAGACUGAUGAAAUCAAGGUUGACAAAGAGACCAUUGAUAUGCUUGCCGCUCUUGGUAUGUCAGACCUUCCUGGGCUUACUGAAGUUGAGCCACAGGUUGUCAUUCCCACCCAAGGUUUUGGCCGAGGUGGUGGUGGCGGCCCUGGAAGGAAAUACUGAAAUGGUAUUUGAGUUUUUUGUUUGCAUUUUUAAAGUGUACUUGAAGAUUGUUUGUUUGCAAUUCGGUAGUUUUCCUUUUGAUAUCUGCUCUAGUAAUAUGUUAAGUGGAACUUUUUUUUUUCGUUUAGUUUGGAUGUUUGAUUUGAAGACAGUAGAUUAUUAAAUCGAUCCUCCUACAGAUAUUAAAGUUUUGUCAUUUAAUUAACUUUUGUUAUUAUCAACUUAAAUCUUUUCGUC